Messenger RNA from Melanotaenia boesemani (Boeseman's rainbowfish), 2891 nucleotides. RefSeq names its product CTD (carboxy-terminal domain, RNA polymerase II, polypeptide A) small phosphatase 2 (gene ctdsp2). The transcript has 7 exons. The coding region runs from base 582 to 1370 and encodes 262 amino acids. Gene Ontology annotation, molecular function: RNA polymerase II CTD heptapeptide repeat phosphatase activity. The record is from RefSeq and is a predicted model, not a curated record. Lineage: Eukaryota; Metazoa; Chordata; Actinopteri; Atheriniformes; Melanotaeniidae.
GCCGUAGAAAAACAAAACUCUGGAUAACAACAAAACGAAGCUUUUACAGCCAACUUUCAGCCAAAAAUAAUUUUCUUCGCGAUCUUUGAGGCGUCUCACAAAUUUUCGGGGUUUUUAGCGGCUCUUUGUGGCAUUUCGGCCGAUGUUGUUUAUCUGUAGUAAGGGGAGGGGGGCUUGAAACCGCCCUCUCUUGCCCCAUUUCCUCGGUUGUUUUCCUUCUCUCGCCUGGAUUCUCCAUGUUGUUGGUGCAAAAGUGAGGACUUCGCUGCGACAGGGAAGGGGGGCUGCUCGGCGAUAUCACCAGUAACAGUUGCUGUAGACAAGACGGACCGCACACAGUGUCAGAUAGCUUCUAAAAAACAUAUCCAAGUGCCUCGCCCCCUCCCCAGGCAGCAGACCUCCGACGGAAGAACAAGAAACGGUGGGAGAAGAAAGAAAACUGGGAAGAAGAUAAAUCCUGAGGCGGAUGAGCAGAAACCUCGGCCAAUACUGGGAUCAUCUUGUCCACAGGAGCCAAUGAGGGAUGCCCAUCAGUGUUCGCGGACAGGAUUUGAGGAUUUUGAGGGCUCCGUGAUUGUCAGAUGGAAAGUUCUGUUAUCACCCAAGUGCAGAAAGAAGACGUCCAAGUGUCCCCGAAGACAGGCCAGGUGAGCCGCUCUGCCCUGAAACAGCCUCGGAGUUGUAACAUCUUCAAAGCCCUCUUCUGUUGCAUCCAAGCUCAGGAUGGCCCCAAACCACCAGCGCCGCUACUACUGCCGCCUUCCCAGCAAGUCUUGCUGGAGUCACAGGAAAAUGGGACAGUUGUCAAGUCUGAAGUCAGCCUCCUGCCUGAGAUGAAGGCCCAAGACCAGGGGAAGAUAUGUGUGGUCAUAGACCUGGAUGAGACCCUGGUGCACAGUUCAUUUAAGCCUAUUAGUAAUGCAGACUUCAUCGUACCGGUGGAGAUAGAGGGGACCACACACCAGGUGUAUGUCCUGAAGAGGCCGUACGUGGACGAGUUCCUGCAGAGGAUGGGAGAAUUGUUUGAAUGUGUGCUGUUUACAGCUAGUCUUGCAAAGUAUGCAGACCCAGUGACGGACCUGCUGGAUCAGUGUGGCGUAUUCCGGACUCGGCUAUUCCGGGAAUCAUGUGUUUUCCACCAGGGCUGCUAUGUGAAAGAUCUGAGCCGCCUGGGGAGAGAUCUCCACAAAACCCUCAUCCUGGACAACUCUCCCGCCUCCUACAUCUUCCACCCUAAUAAUGCUGUUCCUGUGGUAUCUUGGUUUGAUGACGUGGAAGAUGCUGAACUGCUCAACCUUCUGCCCGUGUUUGAGGAGCUCAGUCAAGCCGAUAACGUUUACACUCGGCUGGACCAGCUGCGUGGACAUUAGCUCUAUGUGGACCGCCUCAGCCUCACUUCCAGAUCCUGUUUGUAACUUCUUAAGUUUCUGCCUCGGCUCAGAAUCAUUUGUUUAGAAAAGGUUGGAUUAGUGUGCAUUUUUAGGCCAUUCCAACGCUGGAGUAGCUCAGCUGAAACUCUUGAUUUAAAAAGUGAGACUUUUCUCUGGACCUCUGUUGACUCUAUCAACAACCACUUUUUGAAAGCACUACAAGAAAGCACAGGACUACCAAAGCAAUCCCAUCAGUCCCAGUUAGGCCAACAUUCAAAAGUGGUUCUUUUGCCAAAGCAGAAACCUGUGUGCCACGAGCUAACUUUUGUUCUUAUGACUGUGCCUUUAAGGAACAAUAACAAGAAAAAGAAGUACAUCAGCUUUUUUUAAAGAAAAAAAAAUCCACCAGUUUUUAUACAUUUAUUGAUUUCUUUUUAUAAGGAAAUCUAUUUUAAAAUGGUGAACAAGGAUCCUCUAUGCAACCCAGCUGUGAUGACAUGGGCAGUACCUCUGAGGAAGCUAGUCAUGGAUUGCAUUUAGCAGAACAUGUUUCUGUAGCCUUAUUUACCUGGAAAUGACAGAGAAACAAGUAAAUAUUAGUUCUGCAAAGGCCUUUUCUAGAAAACAUGCAAUAUAAAUCAUUACUGUUCAGACUGAUGUUAGAAGUUUGGUUAACGUGGUGAAAUGUUGUCUUUGUCAGCUGAAAACAGACACUGGAUAUGUUGGCACAUAGGAUGACCACAGGCGAGAGUUUUCAAAUUUAAUGAUACUUUAUUUGUUACUAUGUUCUUUCUAUUGAUGAAUAACUUGCACUUGAUUUUUGACAGUGCUGAGGGUAAAAAACUGUGCCUUUAAAUUGGGACAGAGAAUAGUGUUUUGCCUGACCUGAGAUUUGUUGGCCUACACUCUGAUGUGUCAUGCUGAGCGUGAGAAACACUGUCAUGAGCGAGUGUAACGCCGGUGGCUGUGGUACUUGCCGUGCAACACUUGAAACUAUCAAAUUUGAUAUUUUUAACAUGUAUGAGUGUUUUUUUUCUAUAUUUAUUGGCCAAAAACUUGUAAUUGUCCAGUACUUUUUAAUGCUCAACAUUUUGUAUUGUGAUCCAUUUUGCCUACAUUGAGGCUGUCCUUGUGUUGAAAAGUUUACCUGUGCCUAAAUAACCCGUUGCUGUUGUUAACGGACAAUUCACAGACUUGCACAGUUAAAUCCACAAACAGAUUUAAAUCUGAGAUACAAGAUGCAAGAAUAUACUUUUUAUCUAACUUUAAAACUCAAUACAGCCUUGUGUGGGGUUGAGUUUACUUGGUGGUCUGGUUUUUCUAUGAUCUUAUGUCUGAUGCUCUCACUGCCUGCAUGUUGACAAUGAAAAUGUCUCAGUUUAAUGACCAAAAGUAUUUGUUUAGUCAUUAUUUUCUUUAUGUUUCAGAAAAAAGAAAAGUGAAAGUUGAUUUUGUCUACUCGACCAAAACUUUUAAAGAAACUACCAGUUUUCAUUUUAAAUAAAACUUGUUUAUAUUUUA